This is a messenger RNA of Candida dubliniensis CD36, 1116 nucleotides long. It is a transcript of the gene RCL1, whose product is annotated as rRNA-processing endoribonuclease. NCBI's taxonomy places the organism in Eukaryota, Fungi, Ascomycota, Pichiomycetes, Serinales, Debaryomycetaceae. Gene Ontology annotation, cellular component: nucleolus. Gene Ontology annotation, molecular function: RNA endonuclease activity. Gene Ontology annotation, biological process: ribosome biogenesis; endonucleolytic cleavage of tricistronic rRNA transcript (SSU-rRNA, 5.8S rRNA, LSU-rRNA). The record is from RefSeq and is a predicted model, not a curated record. The transcript has a single exon. The coding region runs from base 1 to 1116 and encodes 371 amino acids.
AUGACCAGUGUUACUCCCAAAAAGAUAAUAAUAUUUGAAGGACACAGGAAUUUUAGAUUAAGAUUGGUGCUAGCCACAUUGUCGGGGAAACCUAUUAAAAUUACCAAAAUUCGAUCCCAAGACUUGAAUCCAGGUUUGAAAGAUCACGAAGUUUCUUUUCUCAGAUUACUAGAAGCCGUAACCAAUGGAUCACAUAUUGAAAUCUCAUAUACGGGUACAACAAUCAUUUAUAGACCCGGCAUUAUAAUAGGUGGAGAUCUUACUCACAAUUGUCCUGAUACAAAAUCUAUCGGAUAUUUCAUUGAACCAAUGUUAAUGUUGGCACCAUUUUCUAAAAAGAAAUUUAGCAUUAUUUUCAAAGGAUUAACUAAUAUGCCAGGGAAUGACACUGGUGUUGAUGCCAUUAAAUGGGGAUUAUUGCCAGUAAUGGAAAAGUUUGGCGUGAGGGAAGUUUCAUUGCAUAUAUUAAAAAGAGGAUCUGCCCCAUUAGGUGGAGGCGAAGUGCACUUGUUAUGUAACUCUUUGAUUCCGCAACCAUUAACUCUUCAUGCAUUAGAUGUUCCUAAAUUUUCUGCCAUCAGAGGCGUUGCUUAUUGUACAAGAGUUUCCCCAUCGAUUGUUAAUAGAAUGAUUGAUUCAGCAAGAGCAGUUUUGAAACCCACAGGAUGUGAAGUUAACAUCACUGCAGAUGUCUGGAGAGGUGAAAAUUCAGGAAAGUCACCAGGAUUUGGAAUCACUUUGGUUGCUGAGCUGAAGCGUGGUUGGAGAAUUGUUACUGAGAAUGUUGGUUCUGCUGGGAGUUUACCAGAAGAUGCAGGUGAGUUAACUGCUUACCAGUUGCUAGAGGAAAUAACAAAUAGUGGAGUUGUUGGGAGAUACCAGUUACCAUUAGCACUUGUGUAUAUGACUAUUGGAAAAGAAGAUAUUGGUCGCUUGAAAAUUCAAAAGAAUGAGAUUGACGAGAAUUUGGUGUUUGUGCUCAGAGAUAUACAAGAAGUUUUUGGCACUGAAGCAUUUUUCAAAGAUGACGCAGAAGAGCUCGAUGGUGAUGACAAGUAUAUGACCAUUUCUAUCAAGGGAGUAGGGUUCACCAAUGUUUCUAAAAAAAUAGCUUGA